AAUCACGGCUAGCCCCAUCGCCAUGACAACCUCGCGCCGCCGGGGACGCGCAGGGCCGCGGCCGCACAGAGAAAUCGGGAAAAAAUAUCAGAAAGUCCCAAAUCCAGCAAGACCACCAUGAAAGGUUCAAAAACAUCGACAAAGAAACAAAAAGGUAAAAAGAAGGAAGUUGAUCUUUCUAUGGCCAGUAUAGGCCACCCAGAAAUCUUUCCCUUGCUUUUGACUGCAAAGACCCAAGAAAUUUUUAAUUGCCGACCUGAUGAAGAUGUCACAGAAAAAGAUUGUUUCAAGUGUAUUAGAAAAGAGGACAUAAUUCAAGACGUGAAAACAAGAGCUAAAGCUUCUGAUUUCCACCGUCUCAAAAAAGUUAUCCUAGAAUAUCCAGGGGAAGAACUCUUGGUAGUUUUUGAUCCAGACUUCCAGUAUGGACAGAAUUUUUAUAUGGUUGCUUCUGAAGAAGCCAAGGAAAACUUUCUUAAGUCUUUAGUAACUGAGGAAGAAACAGAAGAAACAGAAGGAGAGAAUAAAGAAGAAACUCUGGAAGUCCACAAACCUUGGGUUUCCCUUGGCAGCGAAAAGGAAGUUGAAGAAGAAUCUGUUAAAGAAAGGGAUACAAAGAUUAAGUACAAGGUCUCUCGAGUUCGCAGGAUGUUUGGUGCACCGAUUACGUUUACUGACAAGAAUGCUUCAGACGACAAAGAGAUGUAUGCUGAAUGCACAGCCUAUGAAGACGAUACUUUCAGUAUUAAAAUGCUUGAAAGGGAUGUGGGGGUGCAGAUGGUUCCAAAACUAAGAGAAGCUAGUACUCAGACAAAAUGGACCUAUCCAAAAAAUGCAUCCACGCAGUAUUGUACUAGGCAGUUGUCAAAUGAAGCAAAAGCAGAGAGUCUGUCAUCUGAGAAGCUGAAACAAUUUCUUACAGCAGUACAUAUAAGAGUGGAAAUUGCAUUGCAGCAAAAUGAAAUUAUGAAUGUUUUUUUUGAUGACUGGAAGGCCCUAGCAGAAGACCAAGAAGAAGGCCAGCCAGAUGUUUAUCUUAAAGCAUACCAAUCAUUUACAGAUGUGCAGUAUCUCAAGAAUAGAACCAUUAGCUGCAUUCGCUGGCAUCCAACCAUUUAUGGGAUUAUAGCACUGUCAGCAAGAGAGCAGCCUUCAUAUGAAGAGCAAGUUAACCUCUCUAAUAAAUCAUUGCCACACCAGUCAGCUAUACUUAUCUUGAGUUUUUUUGACCCUAUCUGCCUCCAGUUGGUGUUGAAGGCUCCUGAAGACAUUUACUGCUUUCAGUUCAGUCCAAGUAAUCCAAACAUCAUUGCUGGUGGCUGUGUCGACGGACAGGUUGUACUGUGGGAUAUUUCUAAACAUGAAGGAAAGCUGCAAAGUGCAAAGCCUGUUGCUGAUGAAAUUAUUGAAUCCUCAGAGGAUGAGCCAAGAGUAGCAGCAGCAAGGGUGACUGAGCUGUCACCUAGGCAUGUCCAGCAGAGUAGCACAAAGCCAUCUCUAGUGAGACACUGUGCAGCCUCUUCCAUACCAUAUAGUCAUACAAAGCCAGCAACAGAUGUACAUUGGCUACCAUGUAACUUUGAGGACAGCCAAAAGGGUGGUGCUUCUGAAAACAGAGAUGAAAAUAAUCUGCAGCUUGUAACCUGCUCCCCUGAUUGCUCAAUAUUGUUUUGGGAUAUUCCAUCCAUCGAACAACGUGAAAAAUUUUUAUCUGAAAAAAUAAAGGAGGAGAAAAGAUCUCACGUACCCCAUGAUGUUCCAGACUCUGAUGAGGAUUUAGAUCUCUCCUGGAAACCUCUCAUAAAGAUAAAUCUGCGUGAAAGGGAUAACAACACAGAGUAUGGUCCCAUCAGAAUGAGUUUAAGGGAACUGGAGUAUCAUUACAAACCUCCAGGGAAGGCAAAAUCUCUGAGAUCACUAAGAGCACCCAUUAAACAGAAGCCAUAUACAGAGAUGAGUGCUUCUUCAAGCAAAAAUCUAGCAGUGCUACAGAAUAUAUCCACAGACUUUUUUGUUGGAAAUGAAGAUGGAGAAAUUGUUUAUUAUGACUGGAAAAUGAAAACUGAUAUUAAUUCAACAAAACCAGUUAGUCAGAAGCACUCCCAGAAAUAUGCCCUCCACACCGAAACUAUCAACACUCUCCAGAAAUCUCCAUUUUUUAAAGACAUCUUUCUAAGCAUUGGAGGCCAGAAGUUUGCCAUUUGGAAAGAAGGAGUUACAAAUGGACCAAUCCUUCAGUCAAGCUGCUCUGCAGGAAGAUACACGGCAGGACAAUGGUCCUUAACAAGACCAGGAGUUUUCUUCAUUGGCAGAGACAAUGGAAAUAUAGAUAUUUGGGAUUUACUGAAGAAAACUCAUGAGCCAUCUUAUUUCCAGAACAUCUCCAAAUCAAUCAUCACUUUCAUCAGCCCUUCCAGUGCCUCAGCAGAGCAGCAUUUUCUGGCUGUUUCUGACAAUCUUGGAGUUCUGCAUAUUUUGGAAAUCUGUCAAAUACUAUGUCACCCUUCAAGUGAUGAGCAUGCCAAUGUACUUGAUUACUUUGAAAGAGAAGUCAGAUACCUGAAGUACUGUGAAGAGGAGUUUAAAGGGUAUCAAAAGUUUCAAGCCAAAACAGAAUUGAAAUGCGACUGGAGACAGAGAAAACAUGUAUGACCACAGAAAACAAAAGAAGAGAUGGAGGAUCAAGAAAAGGUACAUUAUACUGUGUUUCUGGAGCACACAUUUUAUUGGAGCAGAUAGCAAUGGACUUAGAG
Messenger RNA from Cyanistes caeruleus (blue tit), 2753 nucleotides. RefSeq names its product dynein axonemal intermediate chain 3 (gene DNAI3). Lineage: Eukaryota; Metazoa; Chordata; Aves; Passeriformes; Paridae. The record is from RefSeq and is a predicted model, not a curated record. Gene Ontology annotation, cellular component: inner dynein arm. Gene Ontology annotation, molecular function: dynein light chain binding; dynein heavy chain binding. Gene Ontology annotation, biological process: cilium movement involved in cell motility; inner dynein arm assembly.